AUGGUCCGCGGACUUGCUCGUGUCUCGGAGGCAUAUACCACACUGGGUCUACAGGAUGGCGCCAACCUAGAACAGGUUAAGUCUGCAUACAAGCAGCUUGCAUUGAGGACGCAUCCCGAUAAAAAUGUGGGCAACCCGGAUGCCACCGAACAAUUUCAGCGACUAUCCGAGGCGUACAAUGCCCUCGUACGACACCUGGACCUAUCUCGACGUCCGGAUUCCUACAUGCCCGAAUAUGUCCCAUUUCCGCAUGGCGCAGGCUUCGCAGCAUCGUUCUGCGAUGACUUCGAUGGCUAUGAAUUUGAUGAAGACUUUUACUCUGACGAGUAUGAGUCAGAGGAUGCUGAUGAUGAGGACUUUUUCAUGUUCCUGUUCGAAGAACUCAUGCAGGGCCGAGCGAGCCGUUUCGCACACGCCGAUUUUCGACGCUCCCGACAGGAACCAGAAACUCACGAAGAAUUCCAAGCGAGAUUGCGCAAAACGCGAGAGGAACAGGCAGCCGCCGCAAAACGUAGAGCGCAAGAGAAUGAAGCCCGCAAGGAGCGGGAGAGGGUUGAGCGCGAGCAGGAACGGAAGAGAGCAGAGGAACGUAAGAAAGCCAAAGCUACGAAGAAGAAGAAGGAUGCAGCGGAAGUAAAAAAGCUCAACGAGGCAUCCAUCCUCGCUCAACGACAACACACGCAAUCGAUUCGAUCAGCGAUCUUCGCAGCGGCUCGACAAGGCGAUGCCGCGAAGGUCAAGAAAGGCAUAUGGGAGGACAACGUCGACGCAUCGGGUGGCGAAGUUAAACCCGGUUGCGGAGCCUUUGUCGAUCAUCCACCCCAGGAUCCGCGGGAGACAUUGCUGCAUAUAGCCGCGCAACGCGGGGAUCUGGAACUCGUUCAAUGGCUCGAUUCUCACAAUGCCGAGGUGGAGGAACGAAAUUCCAGGGGUCUUUCGGCUUUCGACGUCGCUAUGCGGUCUGGAAACAUCAUGGUCAUGAGAUACUUCCUCGACAAUUACGAUCCUGCCGACUCCGACUCCCAAAGUUUAUAUGCUCCUGCCGAAGGCGUAUCAGCCAUCCGUCUCGCACUUGAAUCUGGCAAUCCUGAUGUGAUUGCCCUGGCGCUUGAGAGCAAGCUUUCGCCUCAGCAUCAGACUAGAGACGCGUGGUCCUGGGCUGUAUCUCUAGAGGGCAAACAGUCGUUGCUGGGGUCCGGCUCCUCCAACGCCGAGGCGCGAUAUGAGCAAAUCUUAGAUUUACUCAUGUCCUACUGCCACUUUACCCCGCCACUCACCCCGGAUUCUGCGGCAUGGGGACAGUCGGAGCAGCGAACCUCGCCACCCCCUCGGCCGAAGCACAAACAAUAUGCUAGCGCGAAAUUCCACAACAACAACCAACUCCUCCAACUCAAUCUCCCGUCGAUUCCCCGACAAGCAGUUACGCCCAUCACAAUGGACGGGCCCGCGGUCGAGGUCAGUGGCGUGGCCGCGGCCGAGGUCGGGGUCGAGGUCGAGGCGGAUUCCGAGGCGAAUUCCAAAACAGUACUUCCUGAGUCAUAG
This is a messenger RNA of Punctularia strigosozonata HHB-11173 SS5, 1542 nucleotides long. Its product is annotated as DnaJ-domain-containing protein. The record is from RefSeq and is a predicted model, not a curated record. The transcript is spliced from 8 exons. Gene Ontology annotation, molecular function: protein binding. Lineage: Eukaryota; Fungi; Basidiomycota; Agaricomycetes; Corticiales; Punctulariaceae. The coding region runs from base 1 to 1542 and encodes 513 amino acids.